Amphiprion ocellaris (clown anemonefish) is the source of this 1776-nucleotide messenger RNA. RefSeq names its product hepatic and glial cell adhesion molecule b (gene hepacamb). NCBI's taxonomy places the organism in Eukaryota, Metazoa, Chordata, Actinopteri, Pomacentridae. The record is from RefSeq and is a predicted model, not a curated record.
AUGACUGUGUCCUCCAUCCUGCCCAGAGUCGCAAAUCGUGCUGCUUGUCGGAGCAAAAAAAGCCUGAGACCCAAGAUGAAGGCAGAGAAGGAGGCUGCUGCAAAAGCCAAAAUAAUUCACCAGAUUUUAUCGCUCGUAUGUCUCGGACUCUUCAAUUCAGGUGAAGUUCUGGCGGUGAACAUGACGAUCCCCAACACUCUGAUCCGAGGCUCAGUAGGAGGCGAAGCUCUUCUGUCCAUCAGCUACAGCAGCUUCAGCAUCGACCCGCCAGUCAUCAAGUGGCAGCUCCAGAGAGAGAAGUCCAUCACCGUGGUCCAGUCGAUUGGAACCGACAUCAUCGGGACCCUGAGGCCUGACUACCGAGACCGAAUCCUGGUGUUUGAGAACGGGACUCUGCUUCUCCACAACCUCAGACCCUCUGAUGAUGGAACUUAUGACGUGGAGAUCUCCAUCACGGAUGAUACGUUUCCAGGAGAAGGCAGCAUCACACUCACUGUGGACGAGUCCAUAUCCAGGCCCUACGUCCACAUAGAGUCCUCGUCGGUGCUGGAGCUCAGUGAGAACGUCGUCCUCAACUGUUCCCAUGACAACGGAACCAGAACCACGUACAGGUGGUUCAAAGGUGGGAAGCCGCUGACCAAUGAGACGAGGUUCGUGUUGUCUCCCGACCAGAAGCUGCUGACCAUCCUGAGGGUGCUGAUGAAAGAUGACGACGUCUACAGCUGCACUGUGGAGAAUCCUGUUGGAAACGUGACCAGUUUGCCCAUCAGACUGACUGUGUACAGAAGAAGUUCCCUCUAUAUCAUCCUCUCCACUGGAGGCAUCUUCCUCCUCAUUACCUUGGUGACAGUUUGUGCCUGCUGGACGCCUUCCAAAAAGCCCAAACAUCCACCUAGAAAACCUCUGCCCAGGUUUUAUGAUCACCCUCCUCGCACACCAAUCAGUCACAUAGAUGAUAUGCUUCCAAAAAUGACGGAGCAUAAUGGGGUUAAUGCAGUAACUUCACUUUACAUCCUCCAACAAAAGGAUCCCUCCACAGACGACUCCUCCAGUAACAGUAUUGGAUCUCCGUCUGAAUUUGACAACCCUCCCUACUACUCUACUCCCCCAAAGUACACCAGACCUCUCGCCCAGUCGAAUGGAUCUCCUGCUCGGACCUCACUUCGAUACACCUGAACACUCAGAUGUUUAAAGUCUCCACAACACAGCGAGCGCCAAGUCACAGCGUCCUCACGUGUCCUGAUUCUGAUUCUCUACCUGGAGUUUGAGAAACUGUAAUUUCAACCACUGGCUGCCUCUGAUUGAGAUGUUUUAAGGUUUAGCAGCUCAGCCUGGGGAGGAACAUGAAGGCAGACAAGUUUAUAACUGACUUUGAAGACUGUAUUUGGGUUUGCCACUGAUGUUCUUGGUCACUGGACUACCAAAAUCGGGGUUAAUGUGUGAUAAAGAAAAUGCCGGGUGAGUUUCAGAAGUGCGACUCUUUUAUGUGUGAUGUUUUCUGUAGCCUUCAGUGAAAAUCUCGUGAAAUAAUGUAUAUUAGAGUUUUAGUUCUACUAGAUGAUUAAAUGGUGUUUUCAGUAUAAAUAGAGGCAGAGCCAUGUUGGAGAGGGCACCAUGGUAUUAGAAUUUUAUACCUACUUUAAUAAAAAUGUGAAGUCUUCUUUUUGCUCUAUUUCUAUAUUUUUCUUGAUGUGCUUUGAUCAGUGCUGAUACUGACAAUGGCAAGUGUAGAUUGUCUUCCACCAAUUCCAGUGAAUAAAAACCUUUUACACUUUC